CAGAGGGACGGUGGUUCCAUCCAGUGGCUCCUGGUAGCGGGGCGGUGCACGGGAAGGCUGUCGGAGCCAGACGCACAGCAGGCCGCCUGGGGAGUUCACCACGCCUCGGUGACACAAAAUCCACGUCCAUGGCGGUCCUUUGGUGGACAGUGUUGGUUCUUCUGCAAAUUUCGGAAAGAACAUCAGGAGCUGCCGGUUCGGAGGAGCACAACCAUACUGCAGUCCUCCAGUCUCUCCUGGGGGUUUCAGAAGGUAUCUUGAGGCCGAACUUCAAUGGAAAACCUGUCAAUGUCAACUGCAACGUCUUCGUCAGUGGAUUCGACUCCGUGGAGGAAAAGAAAAUGGACUAUACCGUACUGAUCUACUUCCGACAAAGAUGGAACGAUCCCCGGUUGAGCUACUCGGACUUGAACAAAACCAUCAACUUGGACUCCAACAUCAAGGUCAAGAUGUGGGUUCCUGACCUCUUCUUCGUGAACGAGAAGGACGGGCGGUUCCACACCAUCACUACCGACAACAGAUACAUACGGAUUUACCCGAACGGCAACGUAUUGUACAGUACAAGGUUGACCUUGACCCUAUCCUGCUACAUGCACCUCGGCAACUUCCCAACCGACAAGCAGCUCUGCAGAAUCCACAUAGAGAGCUACAGUUACACCACAGACGACAUGACGUUAGAGUGGCAGAACGACAAGGCUCUGGAGAUCUCGGAGGAGGUGAAACUGCCUGACUACGAGCUGCGCGUCAACGGGCUUAUGGGAUGCACGGCGGGAUACACCACAGAGGGCGGAUCGGGCUACUUCCUGAUCCAGAUCUACCUUCCCAGCAUCCUCAUCGUCAUCAUCUCCUGGAUCUCGUUCUGGAUCCACAGCACGUCUGCGCCUGCGCGGGUCGCCCUGGCCAUCACCACGGUCCUGACGCUCACCACGCACAGCAACUCGGCGCGUGCGCACAUGCCACGGGUUUCCUACAUCACCAACAUGGACAUCUGGAUGGCGGCCUGCCAAGCGUUCGUGUUCGCCGCCCUGCUGGAGUAUGCCGUGGUCAACCACGCCACCAGGCGGGAGAUGCGCGCAGCGCGCAAGGCCGCGAAGGCCGCUCAAAACCAGCCCGCCACUCCGAGCAGAAUCACGGACACCAACAACCCCCCGAACAACAGCGCGCCUCACUACGAGAUGCAGCUCCAGAAUAGCAGCCCUGCUUUACACAAAGAUAAACUAGAGCCCAUCUCUCCUCCCUGUCUGUCCACUGUUAUCAACAUGCAACAGUCGCCGUGCCGUGAUGCCAUACAGCCCCUGCCUCCGCGACCAGCGUUCAACCCGGCCGAGGAGAGCAACAACAAAAUCGACGACUUCUGUAAAGUCUUCUUCCCCGUCGCCUUCCUUAUAUUCAACCUCGUCUACUGGCUUUAUCUCAACCGAUGAUAGACCGGACUUGCUGUAACGUGAAGACUGAGACCGUCAGCAACCGUGCUUAAAAUUAAAGGAUGCCUGUCAAUUGUCUUUAAGAAACCUUGACAACGUCUUGAUUCUUCUUCAUUUUCUUUGACCACAGAUGACACCUGUACAGAGAUAUUCUUAGAAUAUAAACAGGACUAGAUAUUAUCAAACGUCCAAGACGUAUACUCUAUACUCCAUGUGCCAGAAUAUUGGACAGAGACUGUUCGCACUAUACUACUUCUCCGACGGUGGCAGAACUCGUAAAAACUAUCCAAUUAAUCUCCAAGCAGAUGUUGCGGGGCAUGUUUCACGUUUUUAUUCCUUUAUAUACCCCCCAACACCGUAUAGAGAGGGCGAUGCACUGAUAUCGAGAUCAACAACAUGUGAUAAAGAUUCAAACAAUGUCUUAAAUGGUAUGCCCAUGCGGCUAACCAAUAGGUACUAUAGUUUAUACCUCUCAUGUGCCUCAAGUGUAUGUAAAAUUUGUGAGAAUUAUAUACAGAGUAUAACCGCAGUAGCCAUAAUGACGUUGUAUAUACAUAUAAAAGAAACCUUCUUAUGUAUUUUGUCAUUAUUAUUCUAUAUAUUACAAAGGUAUUC
Messenger RNA from Branchiostoma floridae (Florida lancelet), 2039 nucleotides. RefSeq names its product glycine receptor subunit alpha-3-like. Gene Ontology annotation, cellular component: neuron projection; membrane; synapse. The record is from RefSeq and is a predicted model, not a curated record. Lineage: Eukaryota; Metazoa; Chordata; Leptocardii; Amphioxiformes; Branchiostomatidae. Gene Ontology annotation, biological process: nervous system process; signal transduction; chemical synaptic transmission. Gene Ontology annotation, molecular function: chloride channel activity; neurotransmitter receptor activity; transmembrane signaling receptor activity.